GUAAACUGAUUAUUGACAGUGCUUCUAAUUCUGAGUUCCAAACUCUUGCACUGUAGUAGGAGUAUAGUCCUUGUGAUCAUCCAGUGCAGCAGCAGGGAAUCAGAUGAAUCGUGGAAAGCAUUCUCAGUGUCGUCUUCCCCUCCGUCGAAAUGAUUCUGCUCAAUUCUACUUUCUCCGUCUGCUCUCGGUGCUUUUGCUGAUCUGCACGGUGGCAGCUAGUGGAUAUUCACAGGCUGCGGAAGCUGAAAUCAUAUCGAGGUUCCAGGAGUACCUCCGAAUCGACACAGCCCAGCCGAAUCCUCGCUACAGAGAGGCGGCGGAUUUCAUCAUCUCCCAGGCCAACUCCCUGUCCCUCGAAUCUCAGACCAUUGAAUUCGUCAAGGGAAAGCCUGUUGUCCUCCUCAAAUGGCCUGGUAAGGACCCGAACAUCCCCUCUGUCCUUCUCAAUUCCCACACUGACGUUGUCCCUUCCGAGCCUCACAAAUGGUCCUUCCCUCCUUUUGGCGCCCAACUUGAUCUCGCCACCGGAAAUAUCUAUGCCAGGGGCUCCCAGGACAUGAAGUGCGUUGGUCUCCAGUACCUGGAAGCUAUUCGCAGCCUCAAGGCCUCUGGGUUCCGGCCAACCCGUUCUGUGUACCUUUCCUUUGUCCCUGAUGAGGAAAUUGGUGGCCACGACGGUGCCGAGAAAUUUGUAAAUUCCGAUAUCUUUCAGGAGAUGAACGUUGGGGUUGUGCUGGACGAGGGAUUGGCUUCCCCCACGGAAAACUACCGUGUCUUCUAUGGUGAGAGGUCUCCUUGGUGGCUGGUUAUCAAGGCAGUUGGUGCCCCUGGACACGGUGCCAAGCUCUAUGAUAAUACUGCUAUGGAGAAUCUUUUUAAGAGUAUUGAAAGCAUAAGGAGGUUCAGGGCUUCUCAGUUUGACUUGGUCAAGGCUGGCAUGAAGGCUGAAGGAGAGGUCAUUUCUGUCAAUAUGGUGUUCUUGAAAGCUGGCACCCCUUCCCCCACUGGUUUUGUCAUGAACUUACAGCCAUCCGAAGCCGAAGCAGGUUUUGAUGUUCGAGUUCCACCAACUGCUGAUCAAGCCUCAUUGGAGAGACGAAUUUCUGAGGAAUGGGCACCUGCUUCACGCAACAUGACCUUUGAGUUCAAGGUGAAGACAUCCAUACAUGAUAAGUUUGGGAAACCAGCACUCACAGCUACAGACAGUUCUAAUGUUUGGUGGGCCUUAUUAGAGGAAGCUGUCAAGGAUGCAAAUGAGAAACUGGGAAAGCCAGAAAUAUUUCCUGCCUCUACAGAUGCACGCUGCUUUAGAGAUCGUGGCAUUCCAGCCAUUGGAUUUUCUCCCAUGGCAAAUACUCCUAUUCUCCUUCACGACCACAAUGAGUUUUUGAACAAGGAUGAAUAUUUGAAAGGCAUUGGUGUUUACAAGUCAAUAAUCAAAGCUUAUGCUUCUUUUGUUGAGCACAUGCGAGAUGAUAUAUCCAAAGCAGAGUUAUGAGGGAUACAGCUUGCCUCCGUCCUAUGUACAGGAUUUCAUUAAAGUGCGUCCCAAGUGGAAAAGUGGGCAUAUGUUGCAACAAAUGACUGACUGAUUGACUGUUCGGUUACUACUUCCACUUGCACUUUUUCAACACCUUUCCAUUUGAUUCCAAUCACAGAAUAGACAAGUCACUACUUGCCAUCCUUUUGUUGUAAACUAUACAUAAAAAAACUGCGAUAUGUUUGGAUUGACAUCCAUUUUUUUUUGUGUGUCCAAAAAGCGCAUAGUACCUCUGGGGCCUACAAGAGAAUGAGUGAAAGUGGCAAUGAACUUAACUAUUGGUCCGUUCUUUGGCUAAAC
Messenger RNA from Cuscuta epithymum, 1840 nucleotides. Lineage: Eukaryota; Viridiplantae; Streptophyta; Magnoliopsida; Solanales; Convolvulaceae. The record is from the annotation of a GenBank genome assembly.